This is a messenger RNA of Closterium sp. Yama58-4, 2151 nucleotides long. NCBI's taxonomy places the organism in Eukaryota, Viridiplantae, Streptophyta, Zygnematophyceae, Desmidiales, Closteriaceae. The record is from the annotation of a GenBank genome assembly.
AUGCCGCUUUCCCUCGUUAAUAGCACCCUGGCGCAGCCGGUCUGCGCCCUAAAUCAGCGACAACCAUGUGAACAACAGCUCGCCGCUUCAUCUAGAUUCACACUCGCAGGUCCUGUUGCGCGCCGAUCGCUCGCGGUGCGCGCUUCUCCGUCAGCGCCGGGCCACGCGGCGCCGUCGGAACAUGCGCCAACGGGGCCUGGGCCCGAGGCUGUCGCGAGGGAGGAGCAAGCUGUCAAGGAGGCCCGCGUUCGCGCGGAGGUUUCGCGAAGGAUUCGGCAGCUGGGGCGGGAAGGAAAUGCGUCGGCCGCAGUGGAGCUGUUCACUCAAAUGCAGGCGGAUGGCAUAGCCCCCGACGCCAUGGCAGCCACAGCUCUCAUCGACUGCUGCGUGCGCUGCGUGGCUGUGGGCGUGUUGCUGCGAGCAUACGGGCGCAAGAGCCCACCGCAGUGGGCCAAGAUUCAGCAGCUGCUGACGCGCAUGGAGCUCGACUUUGGCCUGCAGCCGUCCACUGCGAUCUUCAACGAGCUCAUGGAUAUCUGUGCGAGGGACAAUGCGGUGGACCGUGGGGUGCAGCUGUUGGAUCGGAUGGCCGAGGCUGGCGUUGAGCCGGAUGCGUUCACGUUUGAGGCUGUGAAGCGCAGGCGGACGCUGCGCAUCAGCGCGGCGGCAAAUGCACCCCCCUCACCAGGCGCGUCCGCACAGGAGGCUAACACCGCGCCGGCACCGGCUUCCGCGGCACCAGUGACGGUGAAGCUGGGCUUUCUGCUGCCCGUGCAGGAGCGCAACCUCGACAUCCCUCUCAACCUCGCUCGCGAAUGGGGAUCGGCAGCGCAAGUGGCACUGGACGUGCUCGCUACGCGUUACACGGGCUUCGCAAUAAAGCCCGUCUUCCAGGCCGUCGAAUGCACCGCCGAGAACGCCGCAGUCGGCGCAGACGCGCUGGUGAAGCAGGGCGUGGCGGGCGUGGUGGGGCCCGCGUGCAGCGAGGCGGCUGUCGGCGCGGCGCCCGUGCUGGGCCGCGCGGGGAUCCCGAUGGUGUCCUUCGCCGCCACGGCUGACGCGCUGCGGAACCGCACCGCCUUCGGCGAUCGGCAUCAGGCAGCAGCCAUUCGCAGCGUGGUGGACCAGCUGCAGUGGAAGCGCCUGCUCGUGUUCCACACCGCCGAGACGUACGGCGAGGCGCUCGCCUACGAUGUGGCGCAGGAGCCCCAGCUGCAGGUGCGCACGGUGCGCAUUCCGCACCCGCCCCCCGCGGACUGCUCCGCGUACUUCCCCCCGGCGGCGGACGACUGGAUGAAGGGGUCGGAGGACAUGGGUGUGGUGCUCGCCGUGCUGCCCAGCACCGCCUCCUGCCUCUGGGCCGCUGCUAGCAAGCUCAAUCUCCUGGGGUACCCGUGGUGGUACCUGGGAACGGACGGCGUGGCAGCACUGGACCUCAUGGAUGCAGCACCGCAGUCGGGCGAGGAGAUGCUCGCCAACCGCAUGCUCAACGAGCUCGCGCUCGUGCCCUCAGGCGCCGACCCCUCAGGCGAGCAGCCCUUCGCGCCAUUCAAGGCGUACUGGCAGCAGCAGUCGUACGCUGCGUUCCCGGGCCUGCUCACCUUCGACGCCUCCCCGCGCUUCUCCGCCCCCCGGGCCUUCGUGCCACACCUCGUGGAUGCCGUGUGGGCGUUCCACGAAGCCGUCAACAAGACCGUUGGGGAACACGGCGCGUCCCUAUCGGCCUCGCACCUGCUCGCCUGCUUCAACGACUCGCCGGCUGACUGCGUGUCCUUCCCGGGGGCCACGGGGCACGUGCACUUUGACUCCGACUCGGGCGAGCGCACCAAGGUGCAGGCGUCGCCUCGCUACUCGCUCAUGCAGUUCGCAGGGCUCCCCUGGAUGAACUCGCCUGCUUCAACGACACCCCUUCUGACUGCGUGUCCUUCCCGGGGGCCACGGGUUACGUGCACUUUGACUCCGACUCGGGCGAGCGCAGCAAGGUGCAGGCGUCGCCGCGCUACACGCUCAUGCAGUUUGCAGGGCUCCCCUGGAUGGUACGCCUCUCAUGAUGCUGGCACUGCUGGCGCUGCUGCUGCUGCUGCUGCUGCUCUGCUGAUUCUGUUGCUGGCACUUCUGCUGCUGAUGCUGUUCAUGCGCGGAGCAUGCUAA